Messenger RNA from Dovyalis caffra, 657 nucleotides. Lineage: Eukaryota; Viridiplantae; Streptophyta; Magnoliopsida; Malpighiales; Salicaceae. The record is from the annotation of a GenBank genome assembly.
AUGGAAACAAGGCACAAACUCAAAUUCGCACUUCUAGCUAUCUUAAUGUUACUACCCUCAACCAAAUCUUCAACAACGCCAAAUUCAAGAAUGUUGUACCAAAUCGCAUGCACAAUGUGCUCCACAUGUUGUGGCAGUACCCCAGUUCCAUCAUCACCACCACCACCCUCUCCACCACCACCAGCAGCCUCACCACCUCCUCAAGUCACCUCUCCCAACUGCCCACCACCACCAUCUCCACCAUCAUCAGGAGGGGGCUCUAACUACUACUCUCCACCACCACCUUCCACUUACACUUACUCUUCACCACCACCACCUUCCACUUACACUUACUCUUCACCACCACCAGCACAAGGUGGUGGUGGCAUUGGUGGGACAUACUAUCCACCACCAAAUUACAAGAACUAUCCUACACCCCCACCUCCUAACCCAAUUGUCCCUUACUUCCCGUUUUACUAUUAUAGCCCCCCACCUCCUCUCAAGUCUGCUUCUUUCAAGUUGGUGGCUCCUUACAGUAGUGUGGUUGUUGGGGUUGCUUUGCUGGAUGGCACGUAUUGUGAUGAUGGUAGGGCCAAGACAAGUAAGGCAAUGGCAUCCUAUGGAGUCUGGCAACGCAAUUCGUUUGCUAUAGAGAAUGUGAAAAUGGAGAUGAAGACG